Scomber japonicus (chub mackerel) is the source of this 900-nucleotide messenger RNA. RefSeq names its product orthodenticle homeobox 2b (gene otx2b). Lineage: Eukaryota; Metazoa; Chordata; Actinopteri; Scombriformes; Scombridae. Gene Ontology annotation, cellular component: nucleus. The transcript is spliced from 3 exons. Gene Ontology annotation, molecular function: RNA polymerase II cis-regulatory region sequence-specific DNA binding; DNA-binding transcription factor activity, RNA polymerase II-specific. The record is from RefSeq and is a predicted model, not a curated record. Gene Ontology annotation, biological process: multicellular organism development; regulation of transcription by RNA polymerase II. The coding region runs from base 1 to 900 and encodes 299 amino acids.
AUGAUGUCGUAUCUAAAGCAACCACCUUACACAGUCAAUGGCCUGAGCUUAACUACUUCCGGAAUGGACCUUUUGCAUCCAUCGGUGGGCUAUCCAGGUGAAUUUGCCUUUGUACUUGCAGCGACGCCACGGAAGCAGAGGCGAGAAAGGACUACUUUUACGCGCGCUCAGCUCGACGUUUUGGAGGCGUUGUUCGCCAAAACUCGGUACCCGGACAUAUUCAUGCGCGAAGAGGUGGCGCUGAAAAUCAAUCUACCUGAAUCCCGUGUACAGGUCUGGUUUAAGAACCGGCGGGCAAAGUGUCGCCAGCAGCAGCAGCAGCAGCAGAACGGGGGCCAGAACAAGGUGAGACCUGCCAAAAAGAAAAGUUCCCCAACCCGAGAAGUGAGCUCAGAGAGUGGCGCCAGUGGGCAGUUCACACCCCCCACCAGCACCACCACAGUCCCCGCCAUCUCCACCACCACCGCCGCCCCAGUGUCCAUCUGGAGCCCGGCGUCCAUCUCUCCGCUCUCAGAUCCGUUGUCUACCUCCUCCUCCUGCAUGCAGAGGUCCUAUCCCAUGACCUACACCCAGGCCUCGGGUUACAGCCAGGGCUACGCCGGCUCGACAUCCUACUUCAGUGGCAUGGACUGCGGCUCUUACCUCACUCCCAUGCACCACCAGUUGUCAGGCCCGGGCUCGACUCUCAGUCCAAUGAGCACAAACGCAGUGACAAGCCAUCUGAACCAGUCCCCGGCGUCCCUCUCCACCCAGGGCUACGGGACGUCCGGCCUGGGCUUCAACUCCACAGCAGACUGCUUGGAUUAUAAGGACCAAGCGGCGUCGUGGAAGCUGAACUUCAAUGCCGAUUGCUUGGAUUAUAAGGAUCAAACUUCCUCGUGGAAAUUUCAGGUCCUGUGA